AUGUCUACCACAUCAAACUCGACUGAUAUACAAACCGUCUCAGGUACUGGCCCUGAACGUCCUGAACGAUCUAACAGAGAACAGCGCCACUAUAAUGAUCAUAGACCACGAGGAGGACGAGGACGAGGACGAGGUCGAGGACGAGGUCGAGGUCGUCCUUAUCAUCAUUUUGUAAGACAUUCGUCGAACCAUCGAGAAUAUAAUUCAAGCUCUAGUCAAAAUUCAAGAAGCUCUGCAGCUACUAGACGUACUUUCUCUAAUUCGAACGAAAAUUCCAAUUUAAAUGAAAAUUCUCAUUCGGACGAGGAUUCUAAUUUGAACGGAAAUAUUAAUUUGAACGAAAAUGAUUCUCUUUCUCCAGUUCCCUCAAAUGAAUCCGUUUGUUUUAUCUGCGCAAACCCCGUUAUAUACUAUGCUGUUUCGGAAUGUAACCAUAAAUUUUGUCACUUGUGUUCAUUGAGGAUAAGAGCAUUAUAUGAAAAUAAGAAUUGCGCUUAUUGUAAGACUGAACAAGAUAAAGUUAUCUUUACUCGUAAACAUGAUAAAGAAUUCCAAGAUUUUAAGGAAUCUGAUAUUCCAUACUUUGACGAGGAUUUGAAUGCUUAUUGUGAGGAUCAAGAAAUGCUUGAUGAUAUAAAGUUACUAUUGAAAUAUAAUUGUCCAUAUUCGAACUGUGACGUGUCUUGUGAGGGAUGGCCGGAAUUAAAGCGACAUAUUAAAGAUUAUCAUCAUUUAAUGUUAUGUGAUAUCUGCAUUCGACAUAAAAAGAUCUUUUCACAUGAACAUUCUCUUUUCAAUAAUAAAGAUCUUGAUAAACACUUUCGUGAAGGUGACGAUGAUUCGGGGUUCAGAGGGCAUCCUGAAUGUGAAUUUUGUAAAAGACGCUUUUAUGGAGAUGAUGAACUCUAUGAACAUUGCCGUGAUAAGCAUGAAGAAUGCUUUAUUUGCAUGAGAGCUGGUAUAAGACAUGGUUAUUAUCGCGACUAUAAUUCAUUAGAAGGUCAUUUCAAUUCGGAACACUAUCUUUGUCAAGAUAAAGAGUGUUUAGAGAAAAAAUUUAUUGUAUUUGAAACAGAAAUUGAUUUAAAGGCUCAUGAAGUAAGUUUUUUUUUUUUUUUUUAA
Messenger RNA from Rhizophagus irregularis DAOM 181602=DAOM 197198, 1122 nucleotides. The record is from RefSeq and is a predicted model, not a curated record. NCBI's taxonomy places the organism in Eukaryota, Fungi, Glomeromycota, Glomeromycetes, Glomerales, Glomeraceae.